Molecule: messenger RNA, 1239 nt
Organism: Emiliania huxleyi CCMP1516
Lineage: Eukaryota; Haptophyta; Isochrysidales; Noelaerhabdaceae
Exons: 4
Coding region: 1-1239 (412 amino acids)
Biological process (GO): oligosaccharide metabolic process; glycosylceramide catabolic process; glycoside catabolic process
Cellular component (GO): cytoplasm
Molecular function (GO): alpha-galactosidase activity
Source: RefSeq, a predicted model, not a curated record
AUGCUCUCCCUCCCGCCUCUCGCCUCUGUCGCGCUCGACAACGGCGUCGCACGCACGCCUCCGAUGGGCUGGAUGACGUGGGAGCGCUUCCGCUGCACCGCCGACGGCGGCGACGUGGCGGGCGGCGGCGCGUCUCAGCCCAGCUGCGCCGAGGACCCGGAGAACUGCAUUUCGGAACGGCUGGUUCGGCAGCACGCCGAGAUCAUGGCGCGGCCGGAAUGGAGGGGCGCGGGCUACGAGUACCUAAACAUCGACGACUGCUGGGAGAAUUGGAGCCGCUCGCCGGGCGGCAAGCUGGCGCCCAACUCGACUCGCUUUCCGCACGGCAUGAGGGCGCUUGCCGACUACGUGCACUCGCUCGGGCUCAAGCUCGGCACGUACAACGACAUGGGCACCGAGACGUGCGGUGGCUACCCCGGCGAGUGCAAGGACGAGAGCUGCUCGCUGCCGGGCUACAUGGGUGUCGACGCGGCGACCUACGCGGGGUGGGGGAUCGACUCGCUCAAGAUGGACGGCUGCCACUCGGUGCACACGCACGGCGUGCUCGACCCGGCGUACCGCUGCAUGGGCGAGGCGCUCAACCGGACGGGCCGGCCGGCGAAGGGCGAGGCGCCGGUCAACUACACCGAGACUGCGGCGCGGUGCAACAUGUGGCGGAUGUACAACGACAUCCAGGACUCUUACGAGUCGGUGAGCGGCAUCGUCGACUGGGUGGGCGACCACGCCGAGGCCAACGGCAUGCUGGCCGCGCAGGGGCCCGGCGCGUGGAACGACCCCGACAUGCUGCUCGUCGGAAACUUUGGGCUCUCGCUGCCGCAGGCAAAGGCGCAGAUGGCGCUGUGGUCCAUCAUGGCCGCGCCGCUCAUGAUGGGCAACGACCUGCGCCGGCUGUCGGAGGAGAUGAAGGCGGACCCGCUCGGCAAGCAGGGCCGGCGCGUCUUCCAGCUCAAGGGCAGCCAGUGCGGGGCGCACGACGUGUGGGCUCGGCCGCUCGCCAACGGCGACACGGCGGUGGUGCUGUGGAACCGCGGCGUGUGCGGCACCCACUCGCUGCUCGGCUUCGACUGGCCGACGGUCGGCGUGGCCGACGCGAGCAGACGGAUGGGCGUGCGCGACCUCUUCGAGCAGAGGGACCUCGGCGUGCACGCCGGCUCCUUCUCCGGCUUUGUCGACCUCUCGGGCGUGCUCAUGCUGCGGCUCUCGCCGGCGGAGGGCGCAGAGCGCUGGGGCGCGUCGUGA